Molecule: messenger RNA, 461 nt
Organism: Salarias fasciatus (jewelled blenny)
Lineage: Eukaryota; Metazoa; Chordata; Actinopteri; Blenniiformes; Blenniidae
Gene: cart3
Product: cocaine- and amphetamine-regulated transcript 3
Exons: 3
Coding region: 57-434 (125 amino acids)
Biological process (GO): cellular response to starvation; adult feeding behavior; positive regulation of MAPK cascade
Molecular function (GO): neuropeptide hormone activity
Source: RefSeq, a predicted model, not a curated record
UAAAAAGGUGUUUUGCGCGGCGCAGCGACUAUUUGAGAGCAGGAGAGGAGCGACACAUGCAGCCGCGCACAGGGAAGAUGCAGAGCUCCAGGCUGCUGAGCGGCGCGCUCCUCUGCGCGCUGCUGCUCUCCAGCGCUGCUGAAACCGACCUGAUGGACUCCGAGUCCGUAGAGGAGCUGAGCCCCAGAGCUCUGCGGGAUUUCUAUCCCAAAGGUCCCAACCUGACCAGCGAGAAGCAGCUGCUUGGCGCGCUCCAAGAAGUUCUAGAAAAGCUGCAAGCCAAACGGCUGCCUAUUUGGGAAAAGAAAUUCGGCCAGGUCCCAACGUGCGAUGUCGGGGAGCAGUGCGCCAUCAGGAAAGGCGCACGAAUCGGGAAGAUGUGCGACUGUCCCCGGGGAGCUUUCUGCAACUUCUUUCUGCUGAAGUGCUUAUGAGUCUGAAUGUAGCAUUGUGAUGGGGAC